AGUUGCCUGAUUGCAAGGAGUGGGGGUGGAGUGCGAACAGGGCAAGCAAAGCUGCCAGAACUGCUACUUUGAUUCCAGGACAUUGUGCUCAGUGCUUCUGCCCUCAGCCCCCAACUCUCUCCCGAGUAGCAGAACAGAUAGUCAGAACGAGGCAGAAGAUGCUUCAGGAGUCAAGGAAUCCCUCCAUGGCUGGGACAGAGGGGUGAGAAAACUUCAGCACCAGGGACAGUGUCACAGACCUACCACAAUGAGCCAUUCUGCAACAGCAAUCUUCAUGGUUUGUGCCACCCUUCUGUGUCACAGAAUCUGCACACAGGAGUUCCCCAUUCACACACAACAGCACCAUCAUGAUCAGUACUGGUACCAGACUGCAAUGGAUCAAAUCCCCGUGAUCAGUGGAGGUACCUGCAAGGUGAUUGCUGUCCGCCGCUGCUGCAACCGCAACCACAUUGAAGAACGGUCUCAAACUAUCCAGUGUUCCUGCCUCCCAGGAAAAGUAGCUGGGACAACUCGUGGCAAACCUUCCUGUGUGGACACCUCCAUCAUAACAGGGAAGUGGUGGUGUGACAUGGACCCCUGUCUGGCUGAUGAGGAGUGCAAAGCAUUGCCUGACAAUUCAGGCUGGAUGUGCUCACAAGGGAAUCGUGUCAAAAUGACCAAGGUACUAGCCCCUCACACCCCCCACCCCCUGGAUGAAUCCCAUGCAGGGCAAAUAGAUCCACCCAAGGCACUGAAGCUUGAUAAAACAAAAAAUCCAUCUUUUAAGUGGGCAGAUAUCUGA
Varanus komodoensis (Komodo dragon) is the source of this 781-nucleotide messenger RNA. RefSeq names its product chemokine-like protein TAFA-1. Gene Ontology annotation, molecular function: receptor ligand activity. The record is from RefSeq and is a predicted model, not a curated record. The coding region runs from base 248 to 781 and encodes 177 amino acids. Lineage: Eukaryota; Metazoa; Chordata; Lepidosauria; Squamata; Varanidae. Gene Ontology annotation, biological process: regulation of neuroblast proliferation; neuroblast differentiation. The transcript is spliced from 5 exons.